This is a messenger RNA of Neopsephotus bourkii (Bourke's parrot), 2055 nucleotides long. RefSeq names its product taxilin alpha (gene TXLNA). The transcript is spliced from 12 exons. The record is from RefSeq and is a predicted model, not a curated record. Gene Ontology annotation, molecular function: syntaxin binding. Lineage: Eukaryota; Metazoa; Chordata; Aves; Psittaciformes; Psittacidae. Bases 147 to 1775 code for a protein of 542 amino acids.
UCCCCCGCAACCCUUCCGCUCUGGUGGACCGCGGUGCUGCCGGUCUCUGCGCGCUGAUUGGCUGAGGAGAGAGCGGAGCCGUGCGUCAGAGCGCUGGCGGUGACGCCACGGGGGCUUUUCCAGGCUGAGCCAGGAGGAAGCUCACGAUGAAGAACCAAGGUGGCGAGACCAAAGCAGCCCCACGGCCUCCCAGCUCCCCCAGGAUGAGCAGCGCUCUGGUGCUGGAGGAGGGCGAUGCACCGGAGGCCACGGCACCCCCGGAAGCUCCUCUGGCACAGGAGGACACCAAAUCCUCCCGGCCCGCCGUGCGCGACGUCUCGGAGGAGCUGAGCAGGCAGCUUGAGGACAUCCUGAACACGUACUGCGUGGAUGCCAGGCAGGAGGCACCGGGGGAGGACGGGGGCCAGAGUGAGCCCCCGGAGCCUGAGGAGCCCGAGAAGGGCCGCAGCGAGUCCCCAAGGAACGGGGAGCAGGAGCAGGGCGGCCCCGAGAUGAACGGGGAGAAGGAGAGCACCAAAGGGACUGAAGAGUUCCGGCCCGGGGAGGAGUGUGGGGAGCGGGAUCAGAAGAAGGCACAGGAGAAGAAGAAAGCCAAAGGCCUGGGCAAAGAGAUCACUUUGCUGAUGCAGACCCUGAACACCCUGAGCACGCCAGAGGAGAAGCUUGCAGCCCUGUGCAAGAAAUACGCUGAGCUGCUGGAGGAGCACCGGAACUCCCAGAAGCAGAUGAAGAUCUUGCAGAAGAAGCAGACGCAGCUGGUGCAGGAGAAGGACCACCUGCAGAGUGAGCACAGCAAAGCCAUCCUGGCCCGCAGCAAGCUGGAGAGCCUGUGCCGCGAGCUCCAGAGGCACAACCGCACCCUCAAGGAGGAGGGCGUCCAGCGUGCGCGGGAGGAAGAGGAGAAGCGGAAGGAGGUGACAUCCCACUUCCAGGUGACACUGAACGACAUCCAGCUCCAGAUGGAGCAGCACAACGAGAGGAACUCCAAGCUGCGCCAGGAGAACAUGGAGCUGGCAGAGAGGCUCAAGAAGCUCAUCGAGCAGUACGAGCUGCGGGAGGAGCACAUCGAUAAGGUGUUCAAACACAAGGACCUGCAGCAGCAGCUGGUGGAUGCCAAGCUCCAGCAGGCACAGGAGAUGCUGAAGGAGGCAGAGGAGAGACACCAGCGGGAGAAGGACUUUCUGCUGAAGGAAGCUGUGGAGUCCCAGAGGAUGUGUGAGCUGAUGAAGCAACAGGAGACCCAUCUCAAGCAGCAGCUGGCUCUCUACACCGAGAAGUUUGAGGAGUUCCAGAACACCCUUUCCAAGAGCAGUGAAGUGUUCACCACGUUCAAGCAGGAGAUGGAGAAGAUGACAAAGAAGAUCAAGAAGCUGGAGAAGGAGACCACGAUGUACCGCUCUCGCUGGGAGAGCAGCAACAAGGCGCUGCUGGAGAUGGCUGAAGAGAAAACCCUGCGGGACAAAGAGUUAGAGGGGCUGCAGGUGAAAAUCCAGCGCCUGGAGAAGCUGUGCCGAGCCCUGCAGACCGAGCGCAACGACCUCAACAAGAAGGUGCAGGACCUGUGUGCCCACGUGCCCCGGGCAGACACCGACCUGGGCGAACCCCUGAAGGACCCCCCUCGGGACAGCUCGGAUGCGGUGGCUCCAGCCGAGGAAUGCCUCAACUUGGGAAAGCCAACGCAGAGCCUGGAUCCUGCACCCGAGAGCAUGGGGGAACUGAGCAUAGGAGCCUUGGGGCAGAGCGGGACUGAGGGAGGCAGCCGGGGCGCUGACUGAGCCUGCUGUGCGCCAGCACAGACAUGCAGGGCAGCCAUAGGUGAAAACGAGAACGACCCAACCCUGCGUGUGCGUGAGUAACUAAUAUAUGGAGCUCAACUGAUCGACCCUCUCACUGGGAGACCUUGGCAUGGGCAGGCUGCAGCUCCCCAGAAACCUCGUGCACCUCAGGAAAGGGGGUGCCUGGAUCUGCCCUGGCCCAGCGGGAACAUCCGGAUGCAGCAACGCUCUCACAUGGAGCGAAAGGAACCGAGCCAAGCAGGGAGAAAAGGAAGCAUUU